This is a messenger RNA of Ostrea edulis (European flat oyster), 4968 nucleotides long. RefSeq lists its product as uncharacterized. The transcript has 2 exons. Lineage: Eukaryota; Metazoa; Mollusca; Bivalvia; Ostreida; Ostreidae. The record is from RefSeq and is a predicted model, not a curated record. Bases 1194 to 4217 code for a protein of 1007 amino acids.
AUUUUUAAUGCAUAAUAAAAUGUUUAAUACAUUUCAUUCAUUUUAUGAGUAUCUUCAACGUUUGAAUUCUUAUAAGGAUUUUUAUGGGAAUAUGCAUCCAGAAUAUUUAAUUCUUGAUUAUGAAUUGUUUUUCUAUCUGAGAGUAAUAAUAAAUCUUGGUGGGUUGGAGGGGUUGUCUUAUCAUAAUUUUGUUUUGUUAACUGGAGUAGAGAAGUCUUUUAAUCAUACGCUUAAUAAUUGUCGUCAGACGUUUACAAUAUCCGAUUCUCGGUAAGGGUGUACAUGUAUAUAUCAGAUCGAAUUUGUUUCUUUUUCGUGUAAAUCAAACCUAAACCUGGCGUGGCCUGAUAUACACGGAUACGUAUAUUGUAUGCGGAACUGUCGGAAUAAGAUAAUCUGUUAGGAAGGGCAAGGCCGCAUGCGCAAACAGACUUUCUACUCACCUUGUACAUGAUAAGAAAUGUGGGUGUGGAUAUCAACUUAAUCGCUUGUUUGUUAUUUUGAAAUCUAUACACCAGUGGGGUGUUAUUUGAAAACGAAAUUAAAAUAUAGCGCAUUUCUUCUUUUUUCAGACAAAAUUUUCAAGCACUGUUCAAACAUUCCCAAUCCGAAUCCAAGCUCGCGUAUUCCUUAAAAAGAAAGCAAAGUUUCAACAGAUUUUUCAGAUCCCUGCAUGCAACACGGAGAUUCAACUGUCGAAACAUCUCUUAAUCAUUAUGACGUUAAUUACGUAAUCCGCCACUGACCAAUGUUUACAUCCAACACGAGGAAUUUAUUUAGAUUGAUUAACUACGAAUUUUGAACAUUGUGCAAAAGAGCCCCCGCAUGAUCGCUGCAAAUCUGAGUUACUGAAAGAAACAGAUGCAACGAGUAGCGUUAAAACACACGUUAAUAUCAAAUCCCGUUUAUUAGCCGCGCGUUUCGCUAUCAGAAAACUGUUAGGUGUGUAGAGAAUACAAAAUAAUUCUGCACAAAAUAUGACCCAUCUUCGGCUAAAGCUAAAAAUAGCCUGACGUCGUGAAAGAGCUGCUCCGUGUUGGGAACCUGAGGAGUAGUGAGUUGUGUUUUGCGGAUUUUCUUUGGUUUGGACAGGAAAAAAGCUUGGAUCUAGUUUGAAAUUGUGUUUGAGAAUGGUUCGACCUUGGGAAAAAAGCCAUUGAGAGGCAGAAUAAAAAUCAACCAUGUGACCUCGAAUGAACGUUGUCGUUUCCAACAAAGCCUUGCUAUCACCCGCUUCUGCUUUCUCAAAGCCAACUAACAAGCACAGCAAAAGAACUCGCAAGCAUCAACGUUACCAUGAGCGACGAACGAGUACAAGCAGCAACAGCAGCAUUUAUAACGCAAACAAUGAUAAAAGACAUCCGGUAAAGAAGAGGUCACGACAUCGAAGAAAAAUGGGAACGUGCACUUCAAAGAAAAAACCCAAAGAAAAUCCAGAAACGGCUGACACGGAAGAUGUGUGGAAGAAACGGACAGAUGUACCAGUACUGGAAACAACUGAGACUGGUUUGUAUAAUUUUAGGAGAGAUGAUCCACUGAUUACUGAACUGAAAUCGGUUCUGCCAAGUAGAAAUGCUGUUGAAAAUACUAAUGUUCCACCUAGUACAAAAGGAAUCAAGAUGGCGGACGAUUCUUCUUCCGGUAGCCAUGGCUUUGUUACACCAUUAUCAACUCCGCCAGUCAGGAGAAUCCAGCAUCCCGUGUUUAAGGUUGCCACUCCUCCACCAUCUAGGAGAGUUGUGGAAUCUGAGACCAGCAAAAUUUCGAGUCCCGUUCUUCGCCGUGUCAAGAAACAAAGUGAGGUGGUACCACCUUCCCCGCCUCCACGAUACAACGAAGUCUUUCAAACGGAACUUCCGCGAGAAGUAAAAGAAUUGGAAGCAGCGCCCGAAUUACCUCCGCGAAGAAAUAGGCUAGGAAGCAACAAACUUUCGAGUCCUAGUCUUUCGAGAAGAGUAGAAAAUAAAAAGGAUUACCUAAAUACACCUUUCAGCAAAUCACAGGAAGAGAAAGCCGAUACGUUUGAAUUAAAGAAUAAUGAAAAACAACUAAGAUGUGAAAAUUGCAAUUCCCCCGUAUUAAUAAGAAAAGAUGAUCGUGCUCCUACGCCUCCUCCUCGAAAAACACAAGUUAAAAAUAAUCAAGAAUCAGUUCAACUUGACUCACCUUCUCUUCGUAGAGCAUAUCCUGUGUUCAAAAUUGAAACACCCCCUCCUACAAGACGGACUAUUGAAACGAAUAAGAAGAAAUCUGAAAUUCAAUGCAGUGAAAGACCAAACGCUAUUGAGAAUAAUGAACUACAAUCCAAAGUUCCACAUUUGGAAGCUGCCGAGACACAACCUCUUCCUUCGAAAGAAAACGAUUCUUCUAGACCACUAUACUCUACAAUUUCAAAACCAAAGCGAACUGAAAUUACACCCCCUGGAACUAUUGUUAGAAGACGAGAUAAGGAAACAGAUGAUUCACUUGUUGUCCGUGACGAUUCCAGGUAUCUUGUUAGACAGGAGAAAACUUUGUCAAUGGAAAUUGAGGAGGAGAACCUCCGCAACUACUUGAGGGAGCACGCGGGAAAAUCCUCGGCCACAAUGAAUGUACUUCCAGGCCCAGUUCUUGUGAAACAGUGUACUUUGCCAUCGCCCGCCAGAGCAGUUUUAACCGAUGUUCCUCCACCCAGUCCGAAUUCUCUCGAGAUACUAGAAGAAGAGGAAGAUAUAGAAGAUGAUGAGCAUGAAGAUAAACAGGACAGAAAAAGUAAAGAGAUGGACGAGUUCAAUGAUAUUGUGUGUCAGCGACUUUCACAGCUUUUAGAAACAAAAGAAAUGGCGCACGGUAGUGAUUUGAAAGAUUAUAAAGAAAAUUUGGAAGAUAAUACAAGCUACAAAAAUCAGAUUGACAGGGACAACAAAGUGUUACCAAUUGAAACCGUUCCACCUCCUCCAGAAUAUUUUGACGAUUUCUCUUUAGAUCUCAUGAACAACAAUAAACAGGGAAAUGAUGCAAUUGAAAACAUUGUCAAUAAAAACGAAGUUAUUGACUGUUUAUCAAAGGAUAAAAAUACGCUACUUUCAAGUACGAAUUCCACCAGGCAAAAUAUUCCACUCCAAAACAAAUUCAACUAUAAGGACUAUUGUCAAAGUAAAAAACAGACAAGCAGGGGGAUACAGGAGAAAAUAAAUCUCAUCAGUGAAGCCACUGCAUCAUCAGGUCGCGAAGAUCCGGAUGGAAUUUCUGAUAAAGUAGUGAUCGAGGAAAGUAUUGUACCAAUUUCAAUUAAGCGAAGGAGUUACGAACCAUCUGGCGAAAAUAGACAAUCAAAUCUUUUAUGCGAUGUAAUUCAAUCAUAUGUGAAACCCGAGGAAUCCGACAUAGAGAAAAUCAUGAACGAACCUGUCAUCAGCAAAGGCACGGUUAACGUCCAGGAAAAGAAGAAAAAAUCAACCUCUCUUGAUAGGAAGCCAUCAAAGCUUGACCAGUCGUUGAAAAAGCUUUUUGAAGUUCCCGUUAAGGAGGAUACGUAUGACAAACUUCUUCCGUUAGAGUCUUUCUUGGAUGAUGUAAUGGAUCAACCAUUACAGUCAGAGGGAACACUUCCAUACGACCCGUUUGAUUUAGAUGAGAGGAUACGCAGUAGAAGAGUGUUGGCAGGUCGACAGUCUGUCACCAGAACAGAAUCUGAUAUUGACAUUUCAGAGCCAGGCGAUGACUGGAGAGAUGACAUUAGUUCGGACAGUAAUCAGGCGGAUGACGAAGACGAAAUAGAGAGUGGGGAGGUAGUUUUCAGCAAAUCUUACCCAGAUACCCGAAGGUAUUCGGAAAAACGGCAGGGACGAGAUAUUGGGUAUAGCGCUGCAUUUCAACAAGGAACAUUCCAAGACGGCGAAGAUGAAGUUGAUUUUUCAGAUGAUGAAUACGAUGAUGUUGAAGAUUACGAUGUUGAAAACGAAGAUGAAGACCCCGACGAGACUUUGUGGAUCGAUGAAAAACAUUUGGAAAGAUGUGAUUCGGAACCAGUGGCUUUCGGAGCAGACUAUUAUCCUAUGGAACACCCAAGAGAUGCUAGUGAUGUAGCAUACAACAGUGCGAGAAGGCAGAUGCAUGAAAUCCACUCACAUUUACUGAACUUGAGAGAUCAGAUGGAAUAUCUUGCAGACGAGUCGGAAAAUUCUAAUUUGAAACCAAGUAGAUGUAGUGGAAUUUCAGUUGAAAAGAAAUCAUAGCAUUGUUUUUACCAUUUCAGUUUUUCUGAUAAAUAAUUUGCGAUAAAGUUAGUAUGCAGAAUGUGUGAACAAAUUAACAUGCUUUAGAUUUUCAUGCUUUUCCUAACAAAAAUGUUGUUGUAAGCUAUAGUCUACCUAGUAUUAAAGUUUUUACUACAGUUAAUAAAAGUAUCGAAGUCUUUACUAUUGUAAAUAAAAGUAUAAGGUAUCAAAGAUUUUGCUAUAAUUGAAAAUUAAAUGUUCAAAGUUUUUGCUUUUUGUAACUAAAAGUUUCAAAGAUUUUGUAAAAUCAAAGUUGUCACUAUAGUUUACCAAUGCAUAUUUUUGUUAGGUUUGUUUGAUUUGUACAUAAAGAUACUAUAUUUUGGAAGAUUUUACAUCCAAAUAACACAUAGCUAUUGCUACCUUUCCUAAGCCUCAUACUUUGAUUUAGCAUACAAUCAGACGUAAAUGAGUGGUAAGCAUUAACACUUAGUAGUUUGAAUACAGCUAAAUGAGUCACUAUAGACAACAUGCUAGAUCGGUUUUUCAAUAGACAUUUAGCAGGAAACAAUAGUUGCGUAUUACAACGCAGGAAACAAUAGUUGCAUAUUACAACGCAGGAAACAAUAGUUGCGUAUUACAACGCAGGAAACAAUAGUUGCGUAUUACAACGAAUUUUCUGGAAAGAAAUGAUUGUUAUCUGAAGACAUCAAAUUUGUUUAACUCAUUGAAAUAUAUAUUACUGAAAAUAAAUUAGCAGAAACCUUGA